Molecule: messenger RNA, 1202 nt
Organism: Thunnus maccoyii (southern bluefin tuna)
Lineage: Eukaryota; Metazoa; Chordata; Actinopteri; Scombriformes; Scombridae
Product: aquaporin-8-like
Exons: 5
Coding region: 74-871 (265 amino acids)
Biological process (GO): transmembrane transport
Cellular component (GO): plasma membrane
Molecular function (GO): water channel activity
Source: RefSeq, a predicted model, not a curated record
AGUGCAGGCUGUGGUCUACCAGUGGAGCAAGUGAUACUAGAACAGGGCAAAAAGAGUUUGUUUCCAAGUCAAUAUGUCAGGGUCAGAAUCCAAGACAGAGGUCCUCAUGAUAGCUGAUGCAGAGAUGGGAGAGGUGCCGGCAAAGAGAGACAAGAUCACUACACACAAGAAGAUUUGCACCAUCUUUGAGCAGUAUGUUCAGCCCUGCCUGGCUGAGCUGCUCGGGACGACCCUGUUUAUAUUUGUGGGGUGCGCGUCUGUCAUUGGGAAUGUGGGAGAUGGUGCCAUCCAGCCUGCUGUGGCACAUGGACUGGCACUGGCAGUGCUGAUUAUAGUGUUUGGGCCAAUUAGUGGGGGGCACUUUAACCCUGUGGUGUCUCUGAGCAUCUACCUUUGUGGAGGGAUGGAGCUGCCUCUGCUGGUGCCUUAUGUCCUGGCUCAGAUGUCUGGAGGGAUGAUUGGUGCAGGUUUGGCCAAGUCUAUAUAUCCCUCUACAAUGGAUACUGCUACCCUUGGAGGAGCCUUUAACACAGUGGCAAUGACUGGCAAUCUGGGUAAAGCCACACUGGCAGAGGUGAUGAUGACCUUGAUCCUUACCAUGGUGGUGUGCAUGGGGGCCGUCAACAAUCAAACACGCUCACAGUGGGCUCCUUUCUGCAUUGGUCUCACUGUGACAGCCAACAUACUUGCUGGAGGGGUGGUAUCUGGAGCCUGUAUGAACCCUGCUCGAGCCUUCGGCCCUGCAGUGGCUGCGAACUACUGGAACCUUCACUGGAUCUACUGGGUUGGACCCACCUGUGGUGCACUGCUCACUGUCAGCUUCAUCAGAUUCUUGUUUGGUGAUCAGAAAAUUCGAGUUGUGCUGAAGUGAGCGCCUAAUUUAUUAAAGAGGGUCGAUGGAGGACGUCCACACUGACCUGAUGACAGCUUUUUUUCCAUUUAGAUGUUUGUGUAUUUCUUCCAUAGUCAGACUGUGUUAUUUAAAUUUGUCAGUAACUGUGUACAAUUGUAUUUGUUCUUGAUCAGCUAUAAUAGCUGGCUUCCACUCUUCCUCUCACUUUGUAUUUCAUGAUUCAAUUAAAUGUGUUUGAUGAUAUGAUAUGUAUGUAUCUGAUAGCUACUCCAGACUUGGACUUUACAUAUGUGAAUGAUGGCUAGAAAACUUCCAGUGAUGUUAAUAAUAUAAUAAUAAUAAAUUCCAA